Molecule: messenger RNA, 1979 nt
Organism: Phodopus roborovskii (desert hamster)
Lineage: Eukaryota; Metazoa; Chordata; Mammalia; Rodentia; Cricetidae
Gene: Csrnp1
Product: cysteine and serine rich nuclear protein 1
Exons: 4
Coding region: 22-1761 (579 amino acids)
Biological process (GO): regulation of transcription by RNA polymerase II
Cellular component (GO): nucleus
Molecular function (GO): sequence-specific DNA binding; DNA-binding transcription factor activity, RNA polymerase II-specific
Source: RefSeq, a predicted model, not a curated record
UCAGCCCCUUUCCAUACUACCAUGGCUGGGCUACUGAAGAGAAAGUUUGACCAGCUGGAGGAAGACUUCCUCAGCUCCUCCUCGUCCUCUGGCAGUCUCUCUCUUUCCUCAUCCCCCGGUUCUUCUGUCUUCCCUGCCUGGAACUCAGAUGAGGAGGGACCGUGUGGUCAGGCACCCCAGCCUGACCAGGACUCCUGUGGCUUCCGAAGUUUCACUCCCCCAUCCAUCCUGAAGCGUGCUCCUCGGGAGCGUCCGGGCCGUGUGACCUUUGACGGCAUCACUGUCUACUAUUUCCCGAGGUGCCAGGGAUUCACCAGUGUGCCCAGUCGUGGUGGCUGCACCCUGGGCAUGGCUCCCCGGCACAGCGCCUGCCGGCUUUUCUCCUUAGCUGAGUUUACACAGGAGCAGGUCCGUGCUCGGCGGGAGAAGCUCCGGCAGCGCCUGAAGGAGGAGAAACUGGAGACGCUGAGGUGGAAGCUUUCCACGGCUGGAGUUCCAGAGGCAGGGACAGGCUUGGCCCUCACGGUGGAUGCCAUCGAUGAUGCAUCAGUAGAGGACGACUUGGCACUGGCUAUAGCGGAUGGCCGCUUGGAGGAAGUGAAUUUCCUGCAGCCCCACCCACCUCGGCAGCGGCGGGCCCUGCUUCGAGCGUCAGGUGUCCGGAGGAUCGACCGAGAGGAGAAGAGGGGGCUUCAGGUGCUGCGCCGCUCUCGGGAGGACUGUGGCUGCCGCUGUGAUGGAGUCUGUGACCCCGAGACCUGCAGUUGCAGCCUGGCUGGCAUCAAGUGCCAGAUGGACCACACGUCAUUCCCCUGUGGCUGCUGCAGUGAAGGCUGUGAGAACCCUAAUGGCCGCGUGGAAUUCAACCAGGCGAGAGUGCAGACGCACUUCAUCCAUACACUCACACGCCUGCAGAUGGAGCAGGGUGCUGAGAGCCUGGGGGACACAGAGUCUCCCGUCCAGGACGGUCCCGUUGAGCAAACCCUGGUUGCCCCUUUUCCGAUGGCCAAGCCCCCUGUGAGCAGUGAGCUGGGAGAGAACAGCUGUAGCAGCGACAUGACCGAUUCCUCGUCCUCGUCCUCCGGCAAUAGCGAGCCUGCGGAUCACCCUGCCCACCCCAGCCUGCCGGGUCCCAGCUUCCAGUCUGGCGUGGAUGAAGACAGCCUGGCACAGAUCCUGAAUUUCAGUGACUCUGACCUCGGUGUUGAGGAGGACGAGGAGGAUGAGGAAAGGGGUGUGGGCAACUUGGAUAACCUCAGCUGUUUCCAUCUGGCUGACAUCUUUGGUACCGGUGACCCCAGCGGCCUGGCCAGCUGGACUCACAGCCAGCCCUGCUUUAGCCUCGCAUCGGGCAUCCUAGAUGAGAAUGCCAACCUGGAUGCCAGCUGCUUCCUAAACAGCGGACUUGAGGGCUUGAGAGGAGGCAGCCUCCCUGGCAGUUCCGGGUCCCCUGGGGUGGAGGCCGUGCAGGGUGGCUCUGUGGACCUGAGUUUAUCCUCCUGUGACUCCUUUGAGUUGCUCCAGGCUCUGCCAGAUUACAGCCUGGGGCCUCACUAUUCUUCCCGCAGGGCAUCUGGCAGCUUGGACAGCCGUGAGGCCCUCCACCCUUUGCCCAGCUCUCCACCAAGGGAUGCCAGCACUUGCUUCCUGGAGUCUCUCGUGGGCCUGUCAGAGCCUGUCACGGAUGUCCUGGCACCCCUUCUGGAGAGCCAGUUUGAGGACGCUGCCUUGGCGCCUUUGAUGGAGCCGGUGCCUGUAUAAGAACUGCGAUGCCAUUUCCCUGAGGUCUCUGUGUGUAACGGUCUCCCGUGGGCUGGGCCUGGCCAUGGGUGCUAAAUGCGCCCUUAUUUUUACAUUAACACUCGGAAUUUUAUUUAUUUUUUUAUUCUUUUUUAUUCUUUAUUGUGAACUGUAGAGAGGGUAGGGAGGGACGUCCCUCUUUCAAUCCCUGGUCUCUAUAUCCAAACAAGAGGUCUCUA